Messenger RNA from Hyaloperonospora brassicae, 1347 nucleotides. The record is from the annotation of a GenBank genome assembly. NCBI's taxonomy places the organism in Eukaryota, Oomycota, Peronosporomycetes, Peronosporales, Peronosporaceae.
AUGCCUGGCGUCCGUGGAUCGAUGCGACUCGUGCCGCGUCUCACAGUGCCGGCGCUGCUUCACUUGCCGCGGCAUCGUCUUCAACGUACACUGCUGCAGCACUGUGUAGCUCCUCAGCGUCGUCCCUGGAGCACGGACAAAGUCACUGGGAUAUCUCAACCGGCUUCUCGUCGCCAAUACAUUAGUCUGUACAACUACACCCCUCUGCACAAGGACGAGCUGCCUCAGCUCCGUCAAGAACUGAUGAGUCACUGGGGCGCACUGGGAGCACUUGGACGCGUGUACAUUGCCGAAGAAGGUGUCAACGGUCAGCUGGUCGUGCCGGAAGCAGUGGUAAGCGCUUUCGAGCAGUCGUUUCCGCGCUUGCUACGCCACGCGAAGCUCUUUCACGGCCACUUGUUUGACCAACACGAGCGCAGCAGCGAUGCGACUCUGUGCCGAGCAAAGUCUGCUGAGCCGUUCAAGAAGCUCGACGUCCGUGUGCGGGAUCAGAUUCUGCACGACGGCUUUGAGCGUGGAGCUCUGCAUCUGCAAGACGCAGGGCACGAGUUGUCGCCUGAACAGUGGCAUCGCAAGCUUCAAACGAGAAACAACGAGCGAGACUCGCAAGUGCUGGUGCUCGAUGUGCGCAAUUUCUACGAGCACGAGAUCGGGCGCUUUGACGGAGCGACGCGGGUCAUGGUCGACACGUUCCGAGAUACGUUUGACGCGCUGGAUGAGAUUCUCGAGGAUCAUGAACGGAAGCAUGAUGGACAGAAACCUACAGAGGUCAUGGCGUACUGCACUGGGGGCAUUCGAUGCGAAAAGGUCGCUGCGUACUUGACGCAGUACAAGGGCAUAUCAAACGUGCAAAAGCUGCGUGGCGGGAUCGUGAACUACAUGCGCUUUGUGACAGAGCAGCGUCAGCACAUGCGAUCCCGGUCCACGGCCGACAACAGAGGCUCAACGAGCGACGAUGGCCGCAUGGAGGAGGAAGUGUCGUUGUUCAAGGGCAAGAACUUUGUGUUCGACCAGCGGUGUGUGAGUGACUCGAGCGCGUCAGAACAGGUGACGGACGACGUGUUGGGUCGGUGCUUUCAGUGUGGCGAGCCGUGCAAUCGUCACACGAACUGCAGCAAUACGAUGUGUCAUGGCCUGAUUUUGCAGUGCCCGACGUGCGCUAGAAGCAUGUCGAAGGCAUGCAGUGAGGCGUGCAGGCGAGAAGCUGUCAAGAUGAUGGCGAUGACUCCGGACGAGCAACGCAAGUACAGGAAGGCGAACGCCUUGAAGUGGAAGCCGAAGAACCCAAACUCGGUGAAGUUUAUUCGAUUCAGACCAGCUUCCCGUGAGUUGCUGGUCAACGCAUAA